CCCAACACCUUCAAACUCGAUGCAUAGAAUUUCCCAUUAAAGCCAAUGGCAUUAAUGAACUGAAAAUGUUCACCUCAGCCAAAAGGAUUGGUGACAUCACUGUCUUGUUUUGACCACACACGUUCUUUUCCGACUCCCAUUUUACAGAACACAAAAGCUGGGGAAGAAGCUCCUGUUAGCACCAUAACUAUACAGGUUUUCUUAGGAUGUUUGAGAUCCAUGGGAUGAAAUGUAGAUAAAGUUGCAAACUUGAAUGGAAUACGAGUAUCCCAAGUUGGAAGAUUACAUGAGUUGUGGCCAUAGGGACUUCCUUAUUGGGCUACAAUUUUUUGACUUUGUUGAUCUCCAUGACUUGGGGACACCACCAAAACUGAUGUUUUCCAUUAGACUGUUUAGUUGAGAUUGAGCUGCUCGUGAAGGAAAUAUUACGGGUAUGUAGCUUGGGGCAGAGGCUUUAAAGUGACCAAGAUCAGAUGUAGCUACCAAGUAAACAUAUACUUGGAGCACAAGGUCCUGCUGGUGUUACUAAAUCAUGGAGAUGUGAUUCCAAGAAAUGUGGUUCCAUUGCAAAAUUGCAAAACUCAACAGCAUGCCUUCAACAUCUCAUUCGAAGAAUCUGGUUGCUAUUGGUGGCAUGGUAGAAGAAGGCUACGUUAUGAUCCUUGGAAGCAUUUUCACUACUACUCACCUUGGUCGAUUGUGGAUGGAGAAAGGAUACCUAUUGAUUACUGCUUUCUGAAUAGUUCCAGAGGAGGCUAUGGCCAUUGGGCUACUCCCCCUUCCGAUCGCAAAAAAUCAUUUUUAUUUCCCUAUUUCAGUUAUGGUGGGGACUGUUGUUGUUUCCCAACUUUUGUGGUUUAUCAGUUUGGAAAAAACUAAAAUUGGAUGAAACAAGAAUGCAAUCAAAAUGGCCUUAUUGAUCCAAAUGAUCCUAAGGAGCAACUGAUACAAUUCUGUAAUGCCAUUUUCUUUGACAGGAAGUUUUAUGCACUAAGUUUGCAGGGGACCCUUGCAAUAAUAGAAGAGAUCAAUGAAUCUCAGUUUCAAGUCACGCGAUUAAGUAGAAAACGAGCCAUUCCUUCAAACUACUCAAAGCAUUUCAUUGAGUACUUUCUUGAGUCUAACGGGGAGAUCUUGCUCAUUUUCCUGAUAUCAGAAGGAUCAAACAGUAUGGUGGACAAAGUGGAAGUGUUCAAGCUGCAGAUUGGAGAUUUGUCAUGGUUAAAGCUGGACAACCUCGGAGAUAGAACGUUAUUUACGGGGAUUAAUUGUUGUAUGUCAGUGCUUGCAAGUCAAGUUGGUUGCAGAAACAACUGUGUCUAUUUUACUCAUCAUUCCAUUGAUGGUUAGAGACUGUAUGAUAUGGGAAGUGGUUGCACUUCCCCCUGUUAUGAUAAUAUUGGUUCCGAGAUUAAAAAUCCAACGUGGGAGGAGCCAAUAACUGGAAAUUCAUCACAACAAUGAACUACAUUUUAUGAUUCAGUAUCUCGUGUAUGAUGUAUUAUCAUUCUAACAUGUUAGUAACCUUGUUACUGUGUGAAAUUGGUCAUAAAGUAUAACUUAUCGAAAACAACUCUUAUAUUGAGAAG
Solanum dulcamara is the source of this 1589-nucleotide messenger RNA. RefSeq names its product putative F-box protein At3g25750. Bases 886 to 1350 code for a protein of 154 amino acids. The transcript is spliced from 4 exons. Lineage: Eukaryota; Viridiplantae; Streptophyta; Magnoliopsida; Solanales; Solanaceae. The record is from RefSeq and is a predicted model, not a curated record.